AUGACACCAAUCAUCGCGAAGCACGAUAACGGAUUGCCUGAGGGUGCAGUAGGGGUUAUCUACAAUCCUCCUAGAGGUGGUAAUACCCGUGCCACAACGGACUUCACUCUCACCAACGGCAAAAAUGGCGCUAAGAAAGUCACUGUUUGGGUUGGUCCCAGCAGCUGGACACCUACGGGACUGCUAAAGGCUAUCCAGGUAGAGUGGAAAGACGACAAUAGCGUCGGCGUCGGCGUCGGCGUUGGUAUCGUCUGGCUUGCCGCUGCCGAAGACCUCGAGUACGAAAAGGUCUGGCUAGAGCUCCUCGAAGAAACAGCCGAGCACCUGGACGGCGACCUGCGAGUCGAUGCCAAGCUUAACGAGCGGGACGUCAUGGUCAACCUGGCCGUCCAGCCGGGAGAUCAUGGCGAGCUUGGCCGAUAUCUUGGCGCCAGCCAGCUGCUCGUGGGCAAGUCGAGAUGA
This is a messenger RNA of Grosmannia clavigera kw1407, 462 nucleotides long. RefSeq lists its product as uncharacterized. The transcript is spliced from 2 exons. NCBI's taxonomy places the organism in Eukaryota, Fungi, Ascomycota, Sordariomycetes, Ophiostomatales, Ophiostomataceae. The record is from RefSeq and is a predicted model, not a curated record. Bases 1 to 462 code for a protein of 153 amino acids.